This is a messenger RNA of Didymodactylos carnosus, 687 nucleotides long. NCBI's taxonomy places the organism in Eukaryota, Metazoa, Rotifera, Eurotatoria, Philodinida, Philodinidae. The record is from the annotation of a GenBank genome assembly.
AUGUCAAGGAAAGCCCCUCCCUGCCCCCCCCUAAUCGGGAACCCUGUCGCAGACACAAGACUCUUACACAAACCCAAAGAUACUCCUUUGUCGAAGCAAUCUACUACAACAUCGUUGUCAGAUCCUGAAAUCGUGAACAGUGAUGAUACCAACAAUCAUUCAUCAACUAUUAUGGACUACAAUGUGCAAUUUAAGUCAAAAAACAAUUCAACAACAACAGUCGAUGAUGAAUCACAAGGUAGAGACGAUAAUUACAGUUCAAAUGAUGAAUUAUCUUACAUUGAAGAUCAGCCAGAGUUUAUAUCGCACGGAGAUGAUCACGAAGAACUGCCAUCAGAACAACUGUCUGCCUUUGGUUCAAACCAAACUGUUGAUGACGCCGGUGAAACAAUUGCUGAAUCUCCACGUGUGCACGAUUAUACAAAUAUCCGUACCAUCGAUGCAACGGAGACAUUAUUAAGGUGGUUACGUAAUUCAAAAGUUUGUAAGUCACGUGGUAAUGAAAUUUUAAAACUGAUUAAAAGUUGGCUGCCUGUACCAGUUAAUUUACCAUCAAAACCAGAAGAUUUAUUAUCGUCAUCUGGUGUUUUAAACAAUUUUAAUAAACGGACAGUUUGCGUUUUAUGCGAAACAAUUCUUCCUAACUCAGCAAUAAAAUGUCAUAAUUGUCCAAAUUCUGAAAGUAAA